GUAUCAAGCUAAACAUCGAUAGAUUUGACAAAAAUGAGAUACGAGUUUAUCAACGAGUUCGUGGUAGAUGCUUCUGCAGAUGACGUUUGGGCAAUCUACAGCUCCCCUAACUUCCCUGCUUUAUCCGUUCAAUUACUUCCAAAUAUCCUCAAAAGCAAGUUUAUCUUGGAAGGCGAUGGCUGUAGCGUUGGUACUAUUUUGUGUGUUGUUCCAGAACAUGCUAGUUUACCGAUGUGCAAGGAGAAGAUUGUGACGGUCGAUCACGAAAAGCGUCUUAAGGAGAUACAUACAAUUGAAGGUGGAUACUUGGCACGGGGAUGCACGUUUUCUAUGUUAAGCUUCGAAAUACUAGUAAAGGAAAAAAGUUCAUGCGUCAUCAAGACAGUUACUAAGUACGAAAUCAAUGACGACUUAGCUACUAGUGCUUCAGGUCAUCUUCACACCUAUCUUGAUGGAUGUGUUACCCUAGCUCGAGGGGUUUCAAAACAUAUCGCAGAGCAAAACGCAGGAGCAGCUAAUUAAGUUGUUGCAAGGCUGAAACUUUUUAUAAUAUGGUUUUCCAUGUCGGAUACUGUAUACUUACACCUUAUGGAACUAUUUAUUAAAAAUCAUCCAGGACAAAGUGAUCUUCAUUGAUGUAUUUCGACAUAUAUAAAUAAACAUGGAAAAAUAUUAUUUAGAAAUACCAGUUACAUCU
Molecule: messenger RNA, 697 nt
Organism: Papaver somniferum (opium poppy)
Lineage: Eukaryota; Viridiplantae; Streptophyta; Magnoliopsida; Ranunculales; Papaveraceae
Product: S-norcoclaurine synthase 2-like
Exons: 2
Coding region: 34-522 (162 amino acids)
Biological process (GO): abscisic acid-activated signaling pathway; defense response
Cellular component (GO): cytoplasm; nucleus
Molecular function (GO): abscisic acid binding; signaling receptor activity; protein phosphatase inhibitor activity
Source: RefSeq, a predicted model, not a curated record